AUGCCUAGAAAAGAAUCAAGUGUACUAAAGCCAUUAUCUGUACAACCUAUCUAAGUUGAUCAAAAAGACUAUGCUUAAAUGCUUUAAUAAAAAUUGGACGUUUUGAUUUAAGAAAGAGAAUAGGAAUCUUAGAAACUUUUAUUCGGUAUAGGUACAUCUGCACUUACAAAUGAGCAGCAAUCAACUGAAACGAAAUUAAUGAUAACUUAAAGACUAAAAGGGAAAGAAAAAGAAGUAAAUAAGCAGUCAAACUUUGAUAAGUUGAUAGAAAAAUAAAAUCAACGAAAACUAAAGAGCAGAGGUAAAAGCAGAUCUAAAGAAGGAAUAACAGGUGUAGGCACUCUAAAUCUAGACGAUGAGGAAUAAUUUGCGUAGCUUACUUAGAAAGUUAGCAUAUUUGAAAAGACCAAAUCCUAUUCAAGUGGAGUUACUCAAGAUCAGGACAAUAGGUUAUGCUUAAUUUGGAGGAAGAUUGGCCAAUGUCCACAAGGUGAUAAAUGCCCCUAUGCUCAUGACGCUAAUGAUAUAAAAUAUUACAGACCAUCAAUUUGGAUGAACUUGGUAAAGAGCCUCAACGAGGAUAAAACUUAGGAGACAGACGAAAGUGAGAGUUAUGAAAGGCUAACAAGAGUAAAGAAUGUUGAUAAAUACUUUGGAGAUAUAGAUCAGGCCUGCAGAAUAAACAACGCCAGUGGAGUAGAAUAUCUAAUCUUAAAUGGUGCCAAGUUCUCAAAAGAUGCAAUUUUCUAUUGUGUCAAGAACAGAAAUUACGAGGCAUUGGGUUCACUUAUAAAGCAUUCUAUAUUUACUUUGGACACCGGAGUCACUUAUGCGAAUAUGUAUGGAAACAUUCUGCACACUGCUUGCUAGUAUGCUAAUCUUCAAAUUCUUACAAAGUUAGUCGACACUGAACUAUACGAUGUGAAUCUAAUCGACAAAUAUGAGAGAUCUCCAAUAUUUUAUGCUGUCAUGAAAGAUAACUUUGAGGAGGUAAAGCUGCUCAUUUCAAAGUGCUCUUUUCUUGAUUUUGAGGAUAUUUAUGGAAAGGUAUUACUAGAUUAUGCAAGAGACGUUCAUAGCGAGAAAAUUCUUGGGAUUCUUAUUGAUAGUGGAGAGAAUUUGGGUAAAAAUAUGUGCAAGGGUGUAGAACUUUUGUUUGAAUGUAUUUAAUAGAAAUGGUUGGACUUAUUCAAAUCACUGAUAAAGAAAGGUGUUCCAAUAGCUUCUGUAGAUAAUAAAGUAAAAAAUUUUUUUAUGACAGAUAAUACAGGAUAGUCGAUCUUUCUCAAGGCUGUUAUUAAAAAUGACUAUGAAACUGUCGAAAGAUUACUUACUUCAAAAAAGGAUAGCAUUAAAGUAGACUAGCAAGAUUAGGAAAAUAGAACUGCUUUGAUGUAUGCUUGCGAAAAUUAAAAUCUCGAGAUUUUAGGCCAUCAUAUCUAUGACUAUGCUAAAUCAGAAAUUUCAAGAUAAAUGAUUCUAGACUACAUACUAUAUAAAUUUGAGGGAAUGUCAAAAAAGGAAAAAGAUACUUUGAUAUACCAACUUAUGCAGAGAAAUAAUAGAACAGAAUCAAAACUCUCUCUCAUUUCAACUGGUCUUCCUAAGAAAAAGAAGGGAGGCCACUUAAAAAUCCAAGAAGUUAUCGAUUAAAUAGACAUUGAAUAUAAAUCUCAGAUUAAAGCAGAAAAAGAGAAAGCAGACGAAGAUGGUACCUAGAAGAUAAUAGCAGAAAAAUUUCUCCAAAGCAAGAUUUCCUUAUAGUAACUUACAAAGUAAGCUCUUAGUAAGCCUACUGAAAGAAUGAUGGGAAAAUAGCAGCUAGUUGAAAACUAUUUCAGGACCUAGGAGAAUAAAGUAGCUGAAGCCGUUAAGAUGCAUCAGAGUAGAAGACUUAUAGUAGAUCCAUAAUCAUUAGCCAUUCAACUGAAAAUAGAGAGAGAAAGAAGAACUUCGUUGACUAUAAAUAGAGGCGGAACCAAGAUUAUGUAAGAUCAGAAUCCAAGACAUUAAGGAAAUGGAUAGUAAGUCAAAUAGAUAAAUACAGGAAAUUUGACAGAGAGAUUUCCAGCUAGAGUAGUACAAUCCUCUUCAUAAUAAGAUGAAGAAAUUAGAACUGAGACGGCUGCUUCAAGCAUUUUUUCUAAAAUCAGAGCAAUGAAAAAUGGAGAAAUCAAUAUGUUCCAAGAUAUGAAACAAGCUGGGGGCCACCAGUCAUAAAGAAACUUAAAAACUCAUACAUUAGCUAACAAUGAAACUUAGUAGACUUAAUCUAGUAAGAACUUCUUUAAGCAAAGAAGGGCUUCUCAAAAACUUAGCAGUCCUAGCAAGAGAGGAAAGAUGUGUCUUAUGGAUCAUUUGAACUUUAAAAAUGACACAAAGGAAAAGCGGAUACUAAUGGAAAUAUUAGACGAAUUUAAACCAGCUAAUAGAGAUGAUUUUAGAUAAGAAUGUUCGCCCAUCAAUAAUUUAGAGUCAUAGGUGUCAUUAAAGAUUCAAAGAUAGUAAACUAUGUGGGAUCAAGAUGAGAUAGAGUUGUAUACUGAUUAGCAAUAUUCAUGCAAGGAGAUAAAUAAGUACUUUUAGCCUGAAUCAAUAACAACAACAAAAAGAUUAACUCUCUCUAAGAAAUCCUCAUAAAGUUGA
This is a messenger RNA of Stylonychia lemnae, 2646 nucleotides long. The record is from the annotation of a GenBank genome assembly. Lineage: Eukaryota; Ciliophora; Spirotrichea; Sporadotrichida; Oxytrichidae.